AAGCAACAAUAAUACUGAAGUAAUGGUUGAACUUCACAGCGUGACGUAGUUGAAUUUUGGUGCCUAAUAUGGUAUUCUGAGAUGGACCUCCCAUCAAACCGUCAAUAAAGAAAACCAGACUUGUUCAGAAAAUUUUGGCAAAAGCCUCUUCUUCUUCUUCAAUCUUCAGCAAUAACCCAUUUUCCAUACUUUUUCUUUCACUAAGGAAAACCCUUUGUCCUUAUUUCUUCAAAGCAAAUUCACUCUCUUUUGGUCCCUCAAAUAAUAUUUUCGUAUCUCUCUCUGUCUCUCUCAUUGUUGCUGGGAAGAACACACAUCCCUUUCUUCCAUUGCGAAGAAAUCUCUCGCAACCACUUUCCCUUGUGACGUUUUAACCAUCGCCUUCGCCACCUUCUUCUGCUGACCACAAUUGACUUCUUCUUUUGCCUUAUAAUCUCAACUCCCGUUAUUUGCAGUUGCAGCCACCACCGAGGUUAAUCGGAUCAAGGAGUUUCUGGGUGACAAAAAAAGAAAAAAGAAUGGAUUUUUGGAAGGUGGGGUUCCUUUGCCUUCUUUGGGCUUCUUCUGUUCUUUCAAUUGGGGCUGUGGAGCUGGGUCGACAUCAACCUACUGAGAGAAUUUCAGGUAGUGCCGGUGACGUGUUAGAAGAUGAUCCAGUGGGAAGGUUAAAAGUUUUUGUUUAUGAACUUCCGAGCAAAUAUAAUAAGAAAAUCCUGCAAAAGGACCCUAGAUGCCUCACUCAUAUGUUUGCUGCUGAGAUCUUUAUGCACCGGUUUCUAUUAUCUAGCCCUGUCCGAACCCUUAAUCCGGAAGAAGCUGAUUGGUUUUACACCCCUGUAUACACCACUUGUGACUUGACACCAAAUGGCCUCCCCUUACCUUUCAAGUCUCCACGAAUGAUGCGAAGUGCCAUACAGCUUAUUUCUUCAAACUGGCCUUACUGGAACAGGACAGAAGGGGCAGAUCAUUUCUUUGUAACCCCUCAUGACUUUGGAGCUUGCUUCCAUUAUCAAGAGGAGAAAGCAAUAGAAAGAGGAAUUCUUCCACUGCUGCAGCGUGCUACCUUGGUUCAGACAUUUGGACAGAGGAAUCAUGUUUGCCUGAAAGAGGGCUCAAUCACCAUUCCUCCAUAUGCCCCUCCACAGAAAAUGCACGCACACCUAAUUCCUGAAAAGACGCCUAGGUCCAUUUUUGUUUACUUCCGGGGACUGUUUUAUGAUGUUGGAAAUGACCCUGAAGGUGGCUACUAUGCAAGAGGUGCAAGAGCAGCAGUGUGGGAGAACUUUAAGGACAAUCCUCUGUUUGACAUUUCCACAGAGCAUCCAACAACAUACUACGAAGACAUGCAGCGAGCUGUGUUCUGCUUGUGUCCACUUGGAUGGGCCCCUUGGAGCCCAAGACUGGUUGAAGCUGUGAUAUUUGGCUGCAUCCCAGUGAUCAUUGCAGAUGAUAUUGUUCUUCCAUUUGCUGAUGCAAUCCCUUGGGAAGAGAUAGGUGUAUAUGUUGAUGAAAAAGAUGUACCUCAACUAGACACUAUACUCACAUCUAUUCCACCAGAAGUUAUCUUGAGGAAACAGAGAUUACUUGCCAACCCUUCCAUGAAGCAAGCUAUGCUGUUCCCUCAACCGGCGCAACCCGGUGAUGCUUUCCAUCAAGUUUUGAAUGGCCUUGCUCGGAAACUGCCGCACGACCGCACUGUCUUCUUGAAACCAGGAGAGAAGGCCUUGAAUUGGACUGCUGGGCCUGUGGGGGACCUUAAACCAUGGUAGCACUUAUAACACCUUUCUGGGGCAAUUAGGAUUCUUCACACAUUUUGGUCUAUACUUCCAAGUGUGCAUAGGUGGGGUUGGAAAUUGAGAUGCUGGUUUUUGUUGCCUUUGUAAAUUUUGAUUGUUUUUCUCAGACCAUUCAUUAGAUCAUUUGAUAUCCAUUUUUCAGUUUUAUUGCUCAAAUGGUAUACAUACAAAAACUAUGGAAAUCAGUGACCUAGCACACCACAAACAAUAGAGUCCUUGGCUAGAGUCAGUGACCUAGCACAAACCAUGGAAAUCAAGAUGACAUCAAUACAUAAUAGGCUUCUUGUUUUGGUAUGCA
Molecule: messenger RNA, 2094 nt
Organism: Vigna unguiculata (cowpea)
Lineage: Eukaryota; Viridiplantae; Streptophyta; Magnoliopsida; Fabales; Fabaceae
Gene: GUT1
Product: Exostosin family protein
Biological process (GO): plant-type secondary cell wall biogenesis; glucuronoxylan biosynthetic process
Molecular function (GO): 1,4-beta-D-xylan synthase activity; glucuronoxylan glucuronosyltransferase activity
Source: RefSeq, a predicted model, not a curated record